AUGGCAAUACCUCUCCUCUCACUCACCAGACUCGGUCUACUUCACUCGAUAGGGUCACUCCUUCCAAUCCUCCCACUACCUGCGCUCGCCGUACCUGCCGCAGCCCACCUCAAUAUACCAAAGUUCCUGCCCGGUAUUUGGGAAUCUAUCCUCCGGGCCGUCCCCAAGAAGAAGCAGAGUCACUCGAGAAAACGUAUGCGACAGCUGGCUGGAAAGGCGUUGCAAGACAUCACUGCCCUCAAUGACUGCCCGGCCUGUGGAAAAGUCAAGAGGCAGAAUAUGUUGUGCAAGCCAUGCGUAAACGAGAUCAAGGACAUGUGGAGAGCGGAGGCUGCGGAAGAGGAUGCACUCAAGGAGGGCAGAAGUCCAACUGCAGCCCCAUAAGUCGGCGAUGAGGAAGGGGGGUACAAACGGGAGCGAUUGACAGGGAGCUGGUGGAAGCUGUAGGGACUAUUCUGCAUCUGGAGCUAUCCCCCAUUUUUUGAGGGGGGGGGGGGGGUGAGAGUGUGGUCAGCGACAGCCAAAUGGAGCGGGUUUUUAUAUGGGAAAAGCAUGCAUAUUGUAUAUAAAAACAUGGUAGGUUUGGCAUGAUAUAUGGGGUAUCAUACCGAUAAGGCUACAAGGAAGGGGGAGACUGUACAAAACAUAGAGAUCCCAGGAAGCUAUCAAUUACACAACCUCUUCCAACAGUUCUGUCAAGAGGUGUUUUUUGAGGGCGUUAAAUCUUCGCGCAAACAGCUUCACCCUCAUAAUAUUAUUGUAGUCCUCCUGCUUCACUGGGAGAAACAAUUUCAAAUCUAUCUUUGCUCCCAUGCCCUAACCAACACAUACCCGUCCCAUUCCCUAUUCCCCGCUGUGGGGCAGACAAGUCGGGAUGUUGAGCCUCAAUUUGGCACACCAUGGUGACGCGUGCACUCCCGACCCCACCAUGCAGCACACUCCUGGGCUUGAAUAUCUUCCUCUCCGGCCUCCUCCUCCUUACCCGCACACACAAUUACCCCAAUUUCAUGAGCCUGGGGCACUCGAACCAUGGUGAGUUAAGAACGGCCUUGCAUUCUACUGUACUUGGAACCAGCGCUAACCUUCAAAAUCCAGUCGAAACAAUAUCUGACAGAACAUGUCGUUGAGAAUGGUGAGCACCAAGUUCCACGGGCUCCGCACUUGACGGGGGGGCAAGCUUAUAAGUAGCAGCACAUCCUUCCGACAUAUUUGCCAUUGCAGUCAAUACAGCAUAUGCUAUUUCUGCUGGAGGAGAUUCAAGCAUACAAGUUUGGAGCCUACACGGACCAGAUCACCACCUAGUUCACAAGUUCGAGAAUGCACAUCCCCUCGGCGUUCACCACCUUGCUACCAACAAAGACGGCAGGUUUGCCGCUAGUGCCGGCUUUGAUGGAACAAUCAAUAUAUGGGAUCUUGAGAGCCUUUCCCUCAUCAAGCAGGUCGCAAGUUUGUCCUACAUCCGAGCCACAUUUUCUGGAUCUCGUACUCACAGGGUUUUAUACCAGAAGGAAGAUCAUCAGGCGAAGUUUGGGCCAUCGCCCUGUCACCUACUGGAAAAUUUAUGGCCGCUACUACUUAUAAUGGAAGGGUGUGCGUUUAUGAUGUCUUUGAAGCCGGUGAGAAGCUCCGGGAAUAUGAGACCAAGGGAAGCUUUGGAAUGAGUGUUGAUAUCGUAAGAGCCCCAGCUAUUGGAAUUUGUUUCUCUUGCUCUCGUUUUGAAACCAAACGUCUCAUCUGAAGUAGUCCGCAGAUGGAAAGCUUAUCGCUUCGGGGCACGAGAAUGGUGGAGUUUACAUUUUCAACAAUGAAACCGGCAAAAUACACCACUCAUUGCCUGGUCAGUCCACAAAACGUACUACCUAGUAAGCUGCUCUAACUCGCCCAGGCCUCAUCAGAACAGUCAGAUCUGUAGCAUUCUCUCCAGGAGGAAGACUACUCGCGGCGGCAGGCGAUUCCAACAUAAUUGCACUGUACGAUAUUAUAUCUGGUGAGCAAGUUGGCAAUCUGUCGGGCCAUAGCAGCUGGAUAUUUUCGAUUUCCUGGAGUAAAACUGGCGAAUAUAUUCUCAGUGGGUAAGUCUUAGGCUUCCGCAAUCUCCUUGUUUCGCAAGUACUUAUCAACCUGGUUCAAUAGCGCUUUUAACGGAAAAGUUAAGGUUUGGUCGACCGAUACGAAGACCUGUGUUGCGACCCACACUGAGAAUGACAAAGCUCUGUACGGGGUAAAAUGGAUUCCAAAAUUCUCCGGAGUAGGCGAAGGAUUCUUCACAGCUGGAGCGAAUGGGAAGUUAUGCUUUUACCGUGAGGCGACAGGCAGUUGAAGAUGCUUUUCGAGUUCAAUCUUUGGCUAGGGUACCAGUACAGAAUAAAAAUAAAAUCAAUUAAAAUUAAAAAUCACAAAAUCAUGUACAUGUAUUAAAAAUUUAUAGGUAAUGCAUCCCAUAGAUGUACAAUCUAAUGGAACGCGGGAAAGGCGCUAUAUCCAAUGCUGAGUGCACGAUACUGUAUCCAUCGCCAGGGUACCGCCAGAUUAUACGAGUACAAUAUGGUAGUACUCAUACACUCCUGUGAUACUAAGCUGUAUUUCAGUGUUCCCAUCACACAGUCUGCGGGUACAAGUUACUUGUACGGAAUCCAGAUUCUCAAGCUC
Molecule: messenger RNA, 2649 nt
Organism: Tuber aestivum (summer truffle)
Lineage: Eukaryota; Fungi; Ascomycota; Pezizomycetes; Pezizales; Tuberaceae
Source: the annotation of a GenBank genome assembly